UCAUUUGCAUUUAUAUAAAGAAAACAACUUUAAAUAUUUACAAUUAAGCUCCCCAAGAUCUCACUCAACAUCAACACACUAAAAAAAAUGGCAAUAUCAACCCUCCUAAUACCUUAUAAUUCACCAUUCAUUAUAAGUUUUUUUAUAAGAAAAUCUUACAAAUGGCCCAAUGCAAGACCAACAAAUCUCCCCAACCGCCGCCGCCGCAGCCCCCUCCGGCGAAUCCCCUCCAUCCCUCCGCCGCUUCAUCGCCCUCCUCCGAACCCACACCUCCCUCCCCCACCUCCGGCAAACCCACGCCCUCUCCCUCCGCUCCGGCAUCCCUCUCUCCCAUCCCCUCCUCACCAAACACCUCAUCUUCUCCCUCAUCUCCCUCCCCUCCCCUCCCCUCCCCUACGCCCAACUCCUCCUCUCCCUCCUCCCCAACCCUAAUCUCUUCACCCUCAACACCAUGAUCCGCGGCUACUCCGAAAGCCCCCAUCCCUCCCCCGCCCUCCUCCUCCACCGCCGCAUGCACGCCGCCUCCCUUCCUCCCGACACCCACACCUACCCUUUCCUCCUCAAGGCCUGCGCUCGUCUCCUCGACCUCCGGCACGGUGAGUCCGUUCAUUCUCUCUCCGUCAAGAACGCCCAUGUCUCGUCUGUCUUCGUGCAGAACUCGCUCCUGCAUUUCUAUGGAGCCUGCGGGCUCUUCGAGUCCGCGCACCAGAUGUUCGAGGAAAUGCCCGACAGAAAUGUUGUCAGUUGGAACUCUGUUAUCAAUGGCUUUCAGCUUCAGAAAGUGAUAUAUACCUCUUUUAUACACAGGUAAGAAGAUGGCGUUAAGCCUGACGGAUUCACCAUGGUCAGUCUUCUCAACGCCUGCGCGGAGCUCGGUGCCCUCUCCCUUGGCCGCCGCCUUCACCUCUACAUCAUCAAGUCCGGCCUGUAUCACAAUUCGCAUGUAGGCAACGCUCUGAUCGAUCUCUACUCGAAAUCCGGCGUCGCGGUCGAUGCUCGGAAGGUGUUUGAUGAAAUGCCUCACAGAACUGUUGUCUCAUGGACCUCCCUGAUUGUCGGCCUAGCUGUCAAUGGUUUCGGCAAGGAAGCUCUCUGGUUGUUCUCAAUAAUGGAGAUUGAGAAGCUGAGGCCGACCGAGAUCACUCUCGUCGGAGUCCUUUACGCCUGCAGCCAUUGCGGCAUUGUCGACCAAGGUUUCCGAUUCUUCAACAAGAUGAGAGAUGAAUACGGCCUAGUCCCAAGAAUCGAGCACUACGGAUGCAUGGUGGAUCUCCUCGGACGUGCCGGGCUCGUCGACAAAGCUCACGAGUUCAUUCUAGACAUGCCGAUGGAGCCGAACGCCGUCGUAUGGAGGACCCUGCUUGGGGCUUGCGCGAUGCACAAGCGAGUUCGACUGGGUGAGCUCGCUUGGACUCGGCUCACGGAACUGGAUCCUGGACACAGCGGCGACUACGUCCUGCUAUCUAAUUUGUAUGCAGGUGGGAACAGAUGGGCAGACGUGCAGAAGCUGAGGAGGAGCAUGAUCAAAGGAGGGGUGAAGAAGACUCCUGGGCACAGCCUCCUGGAGCUGGGCAACAAGGUCUAUGAUUUCAUGAUGGGAGACCGAUCGAAUCCCGAGACCGAUUUGAUAUAUGCGAAGCUCGAAGAGAUUGCAAAGCGGCUGAGGAAGGAAGGGUAUGUCGCGCGGACGACGAACGUGCUGGCCGACAUAGAGGAGGAGGAGAAGGAGACUGCUCUGGGCUAUCAUAGUGAGAGGUUGGCCAUUGCCUUUGGCUUGAUGAAAUCUGCUCCUGGUGCUGGGAUAAGGAUAGUGAAGAAUUUGAGAGUUUGUGAGGAUUGUCAUUUGGCCAUUAAGCUUAUUUCAAAAGUGUAUGGGAGGGAGAUUGUUGUGAGGGAUAGGAGCAGAUAUCAUCAUUUUAGUGAUGGAGUUUGUUCUUGUAAGGAUUAUUGGUAGAUUGAGGUAAAAUAGUGAAAAAG
This is a messenger RNA of Phalaenopsis equestris, 1977 nucleotides long. RefSeq names its product pentatricopeptide repeat-containing protein At4g21065. Gene Ontology annotation, biological process: RNA modification. NCBI's taxonomy places the organism in Eukaryota, Viridiplantae, Streptophyta, Magnoliopsida, Asparagales, Orchidaceae. Gene Ontology annotation, molecular function: zinc ion binding; RNA binding; protein binding. The record is from RefSeq and is a predicted model, not a curated record. The transcript is spliced from 2 exons.